Columba livia (rock pigeon) is the source of this 4364-nucleotide messenger RNA. It is a transcript of the gene SLC29A4, whose product is annotated as solute carrier family 29 member 4. The record is from RefSeq and is a predicted model, not a curated record. Gene Ontology annotation, molecular function: nucleoside transmembrane transporter activity; monoamine transmembrane transporter activity. Bases 503 to 2086 code for a protein of 527 amino acids. The transcript is spliced from 13 exons. NCBI's taxonomy places the organism in Eukaryota, Metazoa, Chordata, Aves, Columbiformes, Columbidae. Gene Ontology annotation, biological process: nucleoside transmembrane transport. Gene Ontology annotation, cellular component: plasma membrane.
AGAGGAUGCUCCUGGUGCCGGCACGGGAUGCUCGGGCAGUAUUGUGAGCAGACUCUGGGGAAGGAUGUGAAGGCUGCGAUGCUGUUUAAAGGAGUUUUCCAAGAGAGAGUUGCAGGCUUGGGAACGGCUUCCCCUUCCCGUGAAGUAUAGAGGUGGAUGCACAGUGCUCCCAGGCACACUGAGCACCAGGGUUGGGGGGACCCAGAUGUUUCAUCCCUUUGCUGGGUCCCUAAAGCUCAGUGAUCCCAGCAAUGAUUGGAAAAACGUGACUCCACUGGAAGGGUGAGAACAAACCCACGAUACGGGAGAUUUCUGGACACCAUCCUAAUCUGACAUCUCUGAGCUAAAUGAAUCAGCAGCGUCUUAUUCCAGCCAGCAGGAUUAAUCAGUGUUCGACCAGGCUCUGGGAAAGCGAGGACAACCCCCCGGCUCUGGAGCCAGGACUUCAAGAUGGGGAGAACCGGCUCCUGAGGAGAAUCCCUGCAGAAGGCGGCCAACCACGAUGGGCUCAGUGGGAGCCGAGCGCUUCAAGGAGCUGAGCCCGGCGGGGACGCCGGAGGGGAACGUGGUGAUGAGCUUCAGCUUCGACAGCUACCAGCUGGAGGAGGACGAGCUGCAGCGGGGCAGCCAGGCCAAGGGCGUCCUCACCUUCAUGGAGCCGGUUUCUGAGGAUCCUGAGCCCCAGGAUCGCUACCAUGGGAUUUACUUCGCCAUGCUGCUGGCUGGGGUGGGAUUUCUUCUGCCGUACAACAGCUUUAUCACCGAUGUGGACUACCUGCACCACAAAUACCCAGGGACCUCCAUUGUCUUUGACAUGAGCCUCACCUACAUCCUGGUGGCCUUGGUGGCCGUCAUCCUCAACAACGCGCUGGUGGAGCUGCUGAGCUUGCACACCCGGAUCUCCGUGGGUUAUCUCUUCGCCCUGGGGCCUCUGCUCUUCGUCAGCAUCUGCGAUGUCUGGCUGGAGCUCUUCACCCGCAGGCAAGCCUACGCCAUCAACCUGGUGGCUGUUGGGGUGGUGGCCUUUGGAUGCACAGUGCAGCAAUCCAGCUUCUACGGCUACACGGGGCUGCUGCCCAAGCGCUACACACAGGGCGUGAUGACGGGCGAGAGCACCGCUGGGGUCAUCAUCUCACUCAGCCGCAUCUUCACCAAGCUGCUGCUGUCAGACGAGAAGGAGAACACGGUCAUCUUCUUCUUCAUCUCCAUCAGCAUGGAGCUGACGUGCUUCAUCCUCCACCUCCUGGUGAAGCGCACCCGCUUCGUCCGCUAUCACACCGCCUGCUCCCGCAAGGGUGACCCCGAGACCCGGGGGGCCGGUGACUGCGGGACGGGUUACCGCGUCCACCACGAUGUCACUGCCGAGGAUGUCCACUUUGAGAACCGGUCCCGGGGACAGCCCAGCUCCCCGCGGGGCAGCCCAGGCCCCGAAGCCGAGCUGGCUGGCAGUGGCACCUACAUGCGCUUUGAUGUCCCUCGGCCCAAAAUCAAGAGGAGCUGGCCCAGCUUCAGAGACAUGCUGCUCCACCGCUACGUCGUGUCCCGGCUCAUCUGGGCCUACAUGCUCUCCAUCGCCAUGACCUACUUCAUCACGCUGUGCCUCUUUCCCGGCCUGGAGUCGGAGAUCCACAACUGCACGCUGGGGGAAUGGCUCCCCAUCCUCAUCAUGGCCAUCUUCAACCUCUCUGACUUUGUCGGCAAGAUCCUGGCUGCCCUGCCCUACGACUGGAGGGGGACCCACCUUCUCAUCUACUCCUGCCUCCGCGUGGUCUUCAUCCCCCUCUUCAUCAUGUGCGUCUACCCCAACGGGAAGCCCACGUUUGGCCACCCUGCCUGGCCCUGCAUCUUCUCCCUCCUCAUGGGCAUCACCAACGGCUACUUCGGCAGUGUCCCCAUGAUCCUGGCCGCUGGGAAAGUGAGCCCCGAGCAGCGGGAGCUGGCAGGGAACACCAUGACUGUGUCCUACAUGACGGGCUUAACGCUGGGCUCGGCUGUGGCGUAUUUUGCCUACAGCCUUACCAGUACAUCCCACAGUACCUGUUUCUACACAGAGAUCUCCAACGGCUCCUUCACGUCGGGGUACUGAGUCCCGGGGCGGGGUGAGGGGGACAAGAUGGGACCUGCUUCCCACCAUGGUCCCCAUCACCCCACUUGGCCCAUGACCCUCCUUGGGGGUGGGGGCCUGGAGCCAGGAAGCUGCCCCAGGAUGGAUAAGGACUGGCAUCCCAAUGGCUGGGACAUUCCCAAACAGCCUGUACUGCCUAGCCAGGGCCGCUUCUUGGGGUGACAUUCCUCCCCCACCCAGGGACAGUCCCUUUGCCCUUGGGGGCUUGCCCAUCAGUGAUGUGCAGCUGUCCAGUGGAGGCAAGGGACAGGCCUUCUGUUUGAGUCAAGCCAUUGCCAGGAGGAAGAAAAUACUGCCAAAUCCCAAAGGGAACAGGAGCAGCGCUGGGGAGGAGGGUGAGGAAAGGCUGGUGAGGAAGAGGAGGAGCAAGAGCAGACGGAAAUGCUCCUUCAGACCCUGGUGGCUUUUGGAAGGUGGGUCUUGACUUUCAGUGAUGGUGCUGCAGGUGUUCACCGAGAACGGAUUGAAAUCAUGCAGCCUCCCCAAACAUGCCGAUUGCUGUGUAAAAUACCCAAUUCACUUCUGCUAGUUGGAAAAGGUUGGUUUGUGGGUUUUUUAUUUUCGGUUGUGUCUUUGCUUUGCCCCCUCCCCAGCUGUGAGAGGGGCAGGGUCUUACCUCUCCCACCCCACCCUGUGGGUCUGCCCCAUAGCAACAGGGCAGAGGCCACUGCUGAGCUGCAGGAUUUCGUGCAAGGGACUUAAAAGUACUUUUAAGUGUGGACUUUGAGUACUUAAAAGGGGCAUGUAAGAAAGAUGAGGACAGACUUUUUUUGCAGGGCCUGUUGCAAUAGGACAAGGGGUGAUGGUUUUAAACUAAAAGAGGGGAGAUUCAGGCUAAACAGCAGGAAGAAAUUUUUUAUAAUGGUGGUGAGAGCCUGGCCCAUGUUGGCCAGAGAGGUGGUAGAUGAACCAUCCCUGGAGACAUCCCAGGCCAUGCUGGACGGGGCUCUGAGCAACCUGAGCUGGUGAAGAUGUCCCUGCUCAUGGCAGGGGGGGCACUGGAUGCCUGUGAAGGUCCCUCGAACCCAAACUACUCUAUGAUUCUGUGAUUCUAAAUGAAGUUGAUGCCAGAUUGUCUUUGCCUGAUCGUGAGCUUUGCCACUGGCGCCACAGGCUGGGCUGGCAAACACAGGGCGCUGCCUGCCCUGGGGGGCUCGCGGUGCCUCUUGUGCUGCUCCCCUUCCCCAGCGUACCCUCUGUCACCUGGGGCAGCCGGACUUGCCCCCGGGUCACACCAAACCCCUGCAACCUGCUGCCAAAACAAGACCUGCGCUGGAUGAACGGGCUGAGCAGAGCAGGAUCUCCAGAAGGUGCCACCACCAGAGGUUGCUGCUUAUUUUUGGGACCAGUGGCACCUCGCUGUGCCAGGAGUCGGCGACCGUCACCUCCCAAGGACGCGAAGCCCAAGGGCUGGAGAUGGCAGGAGCAGGAGCUCCAGGCCCAGCACCCCCACCAGCACCGCAGAUCUCACCCAGCCAAGCCCCAGCCUGGGUGAGGUGCAGCUCAUAGCAAAAUGAGCAAAUCCAGCAUUUCAAGCCCCAAAAUGUCAUUCUGGGAGGGGUACAAGAGUCGCUGUGACUGUGGCUGCAGGGGAAUAAUGUGCAGCUCCUGCCCCACAGGCCCCGGUGAGUGGACAGUGCCCUGCUCCAGGGCCCCAGCCUGUCCCUUGGUGCCACCUCGCAGGGGGACAGACAGACAGACGCUUCCCAGAGAGUGAUACAGCGCCUGGGUCGGGUCUUUUCCCAAACACGAGGUGGGCGCUGAGCCAAAAACUGAUCAUUGCCACCGAGGGGAGCAAAACCUCGCAGUCAGGACAAGCGAGACAAAGAAAGAUGCAGCGUUGAGUUGAGCUUUUUUUUUUUCAAUUAAUUUUCUUUUUUUUUUUUUAUGAAAAAAGAUCACACGGAGUUCUCCAACAAACAGAAUGCCAAAAAAAUUGUCUUAAACAAAACAGAAACAAAACAAAACAACAAAAAAAAAAGACAAAAACCUGGCUCUCCUUUCCUCUCGAUUGUCUGAAAUAUCCUUGUGUUCCAUAGAAGGCAGUGGGUUUUAAGUGCUUUCUAUUUAACAUUAGCAUAAAAUCUCUCUCUCGCGCGCUCUCUCUCGCUCUUUAAAAUAUGCUCACACAAUUUGCUUCUAGACGUACAGUACACUUCGAGCGUGGGGGGUGUGCCUGUUCCCAGAUCAUUUACAAUCACAAUCCAACAGGAAAUAAAAAAUAAUAUUCUAAACGUCA